AUGACUCGCAUGGGCUCCCAACAUCUAAGGGACGUCUCCGCUUUAAUGCUGGUGUACGCUCUUUUGAAGGAACCACGAAAAACGUUCCGUCGGUGGACGGGUAAGAUGGCCCGUCACAUCAAAAAGAUUCCGGAUGUUGUCGUUGAGGUCGCCAAAAUGAUCCUCAACGUGAAAGAACGCGCUCGCGUUUUGCGCUGCGCCAAGUUUUGCGUUCUUUUCGAAAAACUCGAAACGUUCAUGAGAGAGUGUUCGUCGCAAUUAUCAAAUAAUGAUAUCAGUAAAGAAUGGAUCCGAGAUUUGACCUUCUCGGACGACGAACACUCCGGGGACGAAGAUGACGUCGUGAACGAUAGUGACGUAGACGAAGUUAUCGGCGGCGAUGAUUGCGUAGACGUCAUUAUGGAAAGCGACGCGUCCAAAACCGAUCACGAUGAUAAAAUCCGGAUUCGUGAUUUGAAUCACGAGCAAAGGUUAUUGACCGCCGUUAUGGAUUCUGUAAAUAGGAAUCAGAAUAGGGCCUUUGUUUUAAUAGAGCCGGGGCGCACAGGUAAAACCGUACUUCUUAACGCCAUCUUGGAAGAGAUAGACAAGUAUGAUUACCUGGAGUCAGCUUUCACGCGGAUUGUGGCCACUUUGCUAAAAAACGGGGCAACUGCACACACCACGUCUGGGUUGCCAUUGAGGAGGAAGCAGGAUCCAGAGUCUUCCAUGCUAACUUCCAAUUUAGUUGCUCAAUCUGAGGAGGCGGCGAAAAUCGGGGCUGCCAAGCUCGUUGUCAUCGAUGAAGUUUUCAUGCUUACUAAGUGGAUGUUGGAUUUGAUUGAAAAUACUUGUAGGUUGUUUAGUCGGGGUCCCAAUUCCACUCGUCGUUUCGGGGGCAAAACUGUGAUUCUUAACGGAGAUCCCAAGCAGUUGUUGCCCGUCGUCAGAGGGUCGUCCGGUCGGAUGGCUGCCAUCAUGGAGUCGAUCGUUGCUUCGAUUUUGUGGGCGAAUUUGGAAAAGGUGACGCUGCACAGAAAUAUGCGCUUCAGUGACGCAGAAGUUGCAUGGACUAACUGGGUUGGACAAUUGGGAGCGGGUAAAAUUCAGGGGGCAAGUCAACCAUCAAGCUACGAUCGCGAUUUUACAUAA
Molecule: messenger RNA, 1131 nt
Organism: Ceutorhynchus assimilis (cabbage seed weevil)
Lineage: Eukaryota; Metazoa; Arthropoda; Insecta; Coleoptera; Curculionidae
Source: the annotation of a GenBank genome assembly